UUUCGCUUAUCGCUUAUUGGAUUGCCACGCUUUCGCUUCCGUCCGUUUCCGUCAAGUCUCACGCUUUGAUUGGGUUUCGGUAACUGUUUUUCGCUUAAGUCGUUAACUGGUCCACAACACCAAAGAGCAGGCUUUCCGUCAACCGUGAGGAAUGCAAAUACCCAACACUAGGCAUAUAAGCAGAGCAUUGCCGCCCAUAUUCCUGCCAACUACACAUACUCAUUGACUGCGCAGCACUCGACUUUAUAGACUUAUUUCAUCUGCAUUUGAUCCAUUACGACCACAGGGAAACUUUCGGACCCCUACUAAACUGAAUCCAUCUUCCUCCAGGGACUUUUUCCAGACGAACGAAGAGAUACUCCUUGUAUCUGGAAUUUGCCGACGUCAUCUUUUAAAUAAUCGACUGUAGAAACUCUCAGGAUGUCGACUACGCGAACACUGUCGGUGCCGGUCAAUACGGCGACUGAAACGCGGGGAAAGAACGACGCGAAAAUUCGCCGUAAUUCCUAUGUCGUGGGUCGAGGUCGAGACGAUGAGGUUUUGGAGGACUUUGUGAUGGCCGAGUUGAGUUCAUUCCUCACUCGUCUUGGCGAGCGGUUACAGGAAAUCCGUAGCAACGGUGCGUCGUUUCAGGAGGGCAGCAUGAAAACGGUCAUUGAGUUUUUCGUUCGUGUCCACGAGUAUGUUUCUAGUGACACGGGCGUAAUUGGCACAAAGCAAGUUGCCAGCAUGCUUCAGCUUGUUGAAGAGAAGUACCAUGAUAUUCUCGAUGCAUGCGAUACCUUUCCCAAGAAAGCACAAGCUGCUUUGACAUUCAUGGAGCGACGUCUUGCCGAUUUAGAGCGCUCUUCGGCUCGGUCGUUACAGAAUGUUGACUCGAUGCUUUCAGAUGCGACGGAAAUGUUUUCGUGUGCCAUUAAAAUGGGCACUAGAAGACUGUUGACGAUCGACGAAGUUCCUGUCGAUUGGCAAAACAAUCCAUACAUUUUGCGUGGGUACCGGUUUUAUCAAAGCAAACGCCGUUGUGUCAAGUCCAUUCUCUCUUGGCACAACGAGACCGUCAACAUCUGGUCGCACAUGCUGGGUAUGUUUGUCUUUGCGGGCAUUUGUUUAUUUUUGCACCCAAACACGCAAUGGUGGACAGAUUUACCUUUGUCCAACCGUCUUAUUGCCCUCGUGUUUCUGCUGGCUGCUGUAAAAUGUUUGGCAUGCUCGACGAUCUGGCACACGUUUGCCAGUUUAGCAAAUCUCAAGGCCAUGCAUCGCGCUGCUUGUAUGGACUAUCUCGGCAUUUCUGUACUCAUCGCCGCCUCCAUUAUGUCGGUUGAAUUUUAUGGCUUCAGCUGCUUUCCCAAAAUGCGGAAUGUGUUUCUUUUCUUCACGGGCUCAUUGGGCGUGAUCGGUAUAUACACGCCAUGGAAGGAUUGGUUCAACGAUAACAAGUACCGUCAUGUAAAGAUUGCCUUUUUCGUUGGUCUUGCAUGCAGCGGAUUUGCACCUCUGUUGACCAUGAUUCACAUGCGUGGUUUCUAUUACACAAUGUGGAUCCUACGUUAUGUGAUGUACUCCAUAGCGUGUUACUGCUUUGGUGUCACCUUGUACGCCUUCAAUUUCCCCGAACGUGCAUUUCCGGGAGUCUUUGACAAUCUAGGCAAUAGCCAUCAAUGGUGGCAUUUUAUGAUUGUAUGCGGUGUCUCGUUUCAGUAUUGCGCACUGAAACAUUUUGAGCGAGGCGAGAAUUUCGUCUGCAAUUUGUAGGCAUUUGAGUACAGUGUAACAAAGCGUUUCUAGCUUUUUACAUUUAGAAGUAUUCAUUUGGUUUCCAUUUGAUUCCUGAGUCCGCUGCCCAUUACUUGACCGCUUGCAACCGUACAUCAGCCCGCGCUUGUCUUUUUUUUUUUCUCCUAUGCACCUGUAUCAAUCUUGUUUCUACUACACCUUGUUUUCCUCAUAUCCCUUGUUUCGUGUUCCUGCAUGUUAAAUGUGGUAUAUAUGGGGUGGGCUUUAUAUGUUUGCUCCGUUUCUUUUUGUUCUUGUUUAAUACACUUGGAAGUAAUGGAAUGAAACCGGCCAUGGCCGUUCAACGUUAACAAACACACACAACUUAUAUUCCAAACGCAUCUAUGUUUUUAUUACUAAAUCGGCAUCUUGUCGCGUCUUUACGCGGCGGGUUCGACGACCAAAUUAUUAUGGUCUUUUUAUAUGAGCGAAGUGUACUUACGGGUGGCUUUUUGUACGUCUUGCCCGUAGGGGCCUUUGCUCUUUUCUCUUGCUUCGAGUGUUGUACAUUAUGACCGCGUUGACUGGGAGGUCGCUUCUAAUCAACUUGGAUGGUAGGUCAACUGUCUCCUUUUAGCUGAGUGUAUACUAUUGCCAUCAAAUUAUUUGUGAAUGAGGAAUUGGUAAGAAGU
Schizosaccharomyces japonicus yFS275 is the source of this 2411-nucleotide messenger RNA. RefSeq names its product hemolysin-III family protein. Gene Ontology annotation, cellular component: membrane. The transcript has a single exon. NCBI's taxonomy places the organism in Eukaryota, Fungi, Ascomycota, Schizosaccharomycetes, Schizosaccharomycetales, Schizosaccharomycetaceae. Bases 421 to 1758 code for a protein of 445 amino acids. The record is from RefSeq and is a predicted model, not a curated record.